CCAGCGCCCGGCGCGUCCAGCUACAAAAAGGCACAUCCCCCCUCGCCGACCUCAAUUUUCUCCUUCCAACAACCACUUCUCUCAACUUUUGUCCGCGACCAUUCACGACCGAAGGAAACACGCCCGCUUACGCAUAUUCAUCUGUUGAAUUUUAAUUCCCGAACUUUCGAAACCACCCAAAAUGCCUCCCAAGCCCGCCGACAAGAAGCCCGCCUCCAAGGCCCCCGCUACUGCCUCCAAGGCCCCCGAGAAGAAGGAUGCCGGAAAGAAGACUGCCGCCUCUGGCGACAAGAAGAAGCGCACCAAGGCCCGCAAGGAGACCUACUCCUCCUACAUCUACAAGGUCCUCAAGCAGGUCCACCCCGAUACCGGUAUUUCCAACCGCGCCAUGUCUAUCCUGAACUCCUUUGUCAACGAUAUCUUUGAGCGCGUUGCUACCGAGGCUUCCAAGCUCGCUGCCUACAACAAGAAGUCCACCAUCUCCUCUCGCGAGAUCCAGACCUCUGUCCGCCUCAUCCUCCCCGGCGAGCUUGCCAAGCACGCCGUGUCGGAAGGCACCAAGGCCGUUACCAAGUACUCCUCCAGCACGAAAUAAGUACUCGGUGACGGGGUGUUUCGUGUCUUUCCUCUCAUUUUUCUGUCUAGGGCAUUAGGAUUUGUUGGCAUUUGGGUGUCACUUACGAGGAGACUUUUGGCCAGAGGUUCCAACACAAUCCGCUUGGCGUCUCUUCUAAUUGCAAUGCGUUACGGAUGGUCUGCUUUUUUUAUUAUCUUUGGGGGCAAUGUCUUCUCACGGCUUAUGGGGUUCUUGCGAUUGUACAAUAACAUACCUUGAUAUCAGGGUUUCGGACGAAAUGAAAUCGUGCAUAUGAUCAAAGAGCAC
Molecule: messenger RNA, 883 nt
Organism: Neurospora tetraspora
Lineage: Eukaryota; Fungi; Ascomycota; Sordariomycetes; Sordariales; Sordariaceae
Product: histone-fold-containing protein
Exons: 4
Coding region: 182-595 (137 amino acids)
Cellular component (GO): nucleosome
Molecular function (GO): DNA binding; structural constituent of chromatin; protein heterodimerization activity
Source: RefSeq, a predicted model, not a curated record